Suricata suricatta (meerkat) is the source of this 1742-nucleotide messenger RNA. It is a transcript of the gene BBS5, whose product is annotated as Bardet-Biedl syndrome 5. NCBI's taxonomy places the organism in Eukaryota, Metazoa, Chordata, Mammalia, Carnivora, Herpestidae. The coding region runs from base 78 to 1103 and encodes 341 amino acids. Gene Ontology annotation, cellular component: BBSome; ciliary basal body. The record is from RefSeq and is a predicted model, not a curated record. Gene Ontology annotation, molecular function: phosphatidylinositol-3-phosphate binding. The transcript is spliced from 12 exons. Gene Ontology annotation, biological process: intracellular transport; cilium assembly.
CCCGUUGCCUUGGAACCAGUGAGACGCGACUCGGCCUCCGCCGCGGUCGAGAGUGCCAGCGUUGGGCCUCGGUCACCAUGUCGGUGCUGGACGCGCUUUGGGAGGACCGGGAUGUCCGCUUCGACGUCUCCUCGAAACAAAUGAAAACAAGACCUGGAGAAGCCCUUAUUGAUUGUUUAGAUUCCAUUGAAGACACCAAAGGAAAUAAUGGGGAUAGAGGGAGACUCUUAGUAACAAAUUUGAGAAUUAUCUGGCACUCUUUGGCAUUACCCAGAGUCAAUCUUUCUAUCGGUUACAACUGCAUAUUGAGCAUUACAACAAGGACUGCUAAUUCGAAAUUACGAGGCCAAACUGAAGCUCUUUAUAUACUAACAAAAUGUAACAGUACUCGUUUUGAGUUUAUAUUUACAAAUUUGGUUCCUGGAAGUCCUAGACUUUUUACUUCUGUGAUUGCAGUACACAGAGCAUAUGAAACUUCUAAAAUGUAUCGUGAUUUUAAGCUGAGAAGUGCACUAAUUCAAAACAAGCAACUAAGAUUAUUACCACAAGAACAUGUAUAUGAUAAAAUCAAUGGAGUAUGGAAUUUAUCCAGUGAUCAGGGAAAUUUAGGAACCUUUUUUAUUACCAAUGUGAGAAUUGUGUGGCAUGCAAAUAUGAAUGACAGUUUUAACGUCAGCAUACCAUAUCUGCAAAUUCGUUCAAUAAAGAUCAGAGAUUCAAAAUUUGGUUUAGCUCUUGUCAUAGAAAGCUCUCAGCAGAGUGGAGGAUAUGUUCUUGGCUUUAAAAUAGAUCCUGUGGAAAAACUACAAGAAUCAGUUAAGGAAAUCAACUCACUUCACAAAGUCUAUUCUGCCAGUCCUAUAUUUGGAGUGGAUUAUGAGAUGGAAGAAAAGCCACAGCCCCUUGAAGCUCUGACAGUUGAGCAGAUUCAAGAUGAUGUAGAAAUAGACUCUGAUGACCACACGGAUGCUUUUGUGGCUUAUUUUGCUGAUGGCAAUAAGCAACAAGAUCGUGAACCUGUAUUUUCAGAAGAACUGGGGCUUGCAAUAGAGAAAUUGAAGGAUGGAUUCACCCUACAGGGACUUUGGGAAGUGAUGAGUUGAUCUUGAGUUGAGCUGGAUUUCUAUUUAAAGAUAUCUCAAGAUUAAAGAUACUAGUUGCCUGCUAUAAGGCACAGAAUAGUUUGUACACUUACAGAAAAAGCUUUUAAGAGGGUUUUUUUAAAUGAUUAAGGAAAAACUCAUUUAUCUAAGAUUUCAUUGCCUCUUUUCUAAAAAUUAUAUUUAAAAUUAUAAUCAAAAUGUAUCUACUUUGUAAAUAUGUUUAUUUUGUACCUAAUGCUUGUAUAUUAUUAGUCUGCAGAUAUUAAAUGACUGUAUCAUUUUGGGUUAAUAAAGAAUUUACAUAGCAUCAUUUAAUGUUUUGAAAGCAUUAUUUAAAAGAAGAUUAUUUUUAUGGAGUUAUCAAAAUACUGCUUUUUUAAUUAUAAAAAUCUGGUUUAAAUAAGUUAUCAAAGAGCUCCAAACUUAAGCCAACUCUAAUAUAAAUUAUGACCCUUAAACUUGUCAUGCUUAGGUGACCAUUUCUGUAAAACUAAAAAUUAUAGUUAACUCUGAAGUGUAUCAACCCUUAUGUAAUACGUUGGGCACUAUUUUAUAAGUAAUUUCAAUGUAGAUUUGACAAGAAUACCUUUAUUUUGUAAGGAAAUAGUUUGUAAAUAAAUAGUUCAUUUAUCGACUUUC